This is a messenger RNA of Solenopsis invicta (red fire ant), 2108 nucleotides long. RefSeq lists its product as uncharacterized. The transcript is spliced from 2 exons. The record is from RefSeq and is a predicted model, not a curated record. Bases 241 to 1896 code for a protein of 551 amino acids. Lineage: Eukaryota; Metazoa; Arthropoda; Insecta; Hymenoptera; Formicidae.
AUUACACAAGUUUACAAAUUCGGGUCAACUUUUGGACCCGAGCAGAUGAGAACGAUUCUUAACGUUAUUUGGUGCCCUGAACUCAGAUCUUCAAUCCGUUUGUCAAGAUUGGUUCUAGUUUUCGAGUUCGCGGAUGGUAGCGGUACUGCGCUCUUAUAACAGCUAUCAGCUGACCACGUUGCAUCGAACAUCUUUCGGAACUUGUUUUUGUACUGUGAUUGUGCUUCGGAACGUGUGAAAAUGCAGAGAAGACGUUGCACAGUCGAUUCAAAGUGUUUUUGUUACGUUUGUGGAUGUUAUAUGCUCGGAAAACGUGGAAAAAUCAUGACAAAUGCGCUCAAAGAUGCGUAUUUGCAGUACUUUGGUUUUGCUGUAGUAAACACUGACAAGCCAUGGGUACCGAAAUUGUUUUGUAACGCGUGCAGAACAAAGCUGUACAAGUGGUCACUUGGUGAAAAUAUAUACUUUUCAUUUUCUGUGCCAACGUUAUGGAGAGAACAGAAAAAUCAUGUAGAUGAUUGCUACUUUUGCUCAAUGAAUGUCGUCGGUAUAAAUGCAAAGAAACUAGCACGGUAUGAAUAUCCGGACGUAUCAUCAGUGUCGAAGCCAGUUCCACGUACGGACAGUGAUCCAUUGCCAAUUUGUCCAGGUAUAAGCGCAAAAAAUGUCCUAAGAACUUUGUCUUCAUCACAGUCGAGCAAGGAAAGCGAUUUCGUUAUGGAAGAAAAGCAUUUACUUUCGCAAAGUGAACUGAGUGAUUUGAUUCGCGAUUUGAAUUUAUCGAAACAAAAAGCAGAGUUGCUUGCAUCACGGUUGCAGGAAUGGAAACAUCUUGACCCUACAACACAAGUCACUAUAUACAGAAAUAGAAAUCACGCGAUUUUACCUUUCUUCAAAAAAGAAAAUGACAUGUGUUUCUGCAAUGACAUCAAAGGUUUAUUUGAUGUGAUGAAUACAGCAUAUGAUCAAAAUGAAUGGCGUUUGUUCAUAGAUGGUUCUAAAUACAGUUUGAAGGCGGCUCUACUCCACAUUGGAAAUAAAAAACCAUCGAUUCCGAUUGCUCACGCAGUACAAACUAAGGAAUGCUAUGACACAAUGCGUACAAUUUUGGCCAAGAUCAAAUACAAUGAGCAUCAAUGGAAAAUUUGUGGCGAUCUAAAGGUUAUUGGUCUAUUGGUUGGGAUGCAAUCUGGAUUCACGAAAUUUUGCUGUUUUUUGUGUCUGUGGGACAGCCGUGCAGUUGAUCAUCAUUAUGUGAGAAAGGUGUGGCCGAGUCGUACCCAUUAUGAGCCAGGACAACAAAAUGUGUCCUCUAUACCACUUGAGAACCCACAGGACAUUUUAUUGCCACCUCUUCAUAUUAAACUUGGCCUUAUUAAGAACUUUGUCAAAGCGCUCAAUCGCGAAGGACCGGCUUUCCAGUACUUAAUCAAGUUGUUUCCAAAACUGUCAUACGCAAAAAUCAAAGAAGGAAUAUUUGUCGGACCUGAUAUUCGAAAAGUAAUGGCUGAUGCAAAGUUUACAAAAUGUUUAACGCCUGAUGAAGCAGCAGCAUGGGCAUCGUUUAAAAAUGUUGUUCACAACUUUCUCGGUAACCACAAAUCACCGGAUUACAAACAAGUAAUCGACAAUUUUUUGAAGAAUUACCACAAGAUUGGAGCUCGAAUGUCUCUCAAGAUACACUUUCUGCAUUCACAUCUUGAUUUUUUCCCACAAAACUUGGGCGAUACGAGCGACGAGCAAGGAGAGCGGCUACAUCAAGACAUAGCGAAAAUCGAAAGGCGAUACCAAGGAUUUUGGGACGAAGGCAUGAUGAGCGACUACUGUUGGACCCUAAAGCGUGAAACAGAUCCCAAGAAAUAUAAAAGACUCAGUUCAACCUCUGUUCAUUUCUGAUUUAUACUUUUCAAUUCAAUAAAUGGCCGUUAAUGGUCAAAAAUACUAAAAUAAUGAAUUUAUUGAAUAUUUCGAAAACUAGAACCAAUUUCAAACAACGGGCUGCUGAUUUGGAUUCAGCCCCCGAAUCUACCUUAUAAACAGCUUUUGAUUGCUCAGGUCCAAAACCGUGUAUACUUGUGUUAUUAGUCAUUCGGCGUGCGAAAAUAUGU